Molecule: messenger RNA, 2058 nt
Organism: Batrachochytrium dendrobatidis JAM81
Lineage: Eukaryota; Fungi; Chytridiomycota; Chytridiomycetes; Rhizophydiales
Exons: 3
Coding region: 1-2058 (685 amino acids)
Source: RefSeq, a predicted model, not a curated record
AUGGAUGCUCCAACCCAGCUAAUGGACGACGUUUCUACUAAUGAUUCCAUUGAAAGACUCAGCCAUUCCGGUGUGAAUGGAAAAAUACCAAUAACUAUAUCCACUACUGGGCUAGAACACUCGCAGCAACAGCCUUCAACGUCAUCCAACCACAUGCCUUCUUCUACUAGUACAGCAACUACUUUAUCAUCCUCAAUUCACUCUGCCGGAUCACUUCCUCUUAUCCACCUAUCCAAAAUGAUUGAUCCUUCACUUCCUGAAUACAAACAGAUUCAGACUUCCAGAGAAGAAAUUUUGAAGUUAUUGGACAUGACGAUUCCUGGAGAUGAUGUUGAAGUUGCUGCAACCACUCAUUCUUUAAAAACCACUCCAUCUCAUUCCAGCAUGCAUGAUCACUUGAACACGUCCAUACCGUCUGUUUCCGCAAUGCCUGAUGCCAUCAGUCAUGAUACAGACACUAGUUGCUCUCAGCCUACAUACAAGCAUCACUCCAUUGGUGGAUGUGUUCGUGUUCAUCAAGACAAUGAUGGUGAUUUGGAUAGCUUUAAUGACGAUAACAGAGAUGCUUGUGGUAAUGAUUAUCGGACAUUUAGUUAUUCUAAUCAAAAAACGAGAUAUCACCACGCUCCAUCACAAGGCGGUAUUUGUUUAAAUGCCCAUCAACGAUAUGCAUGUGCAAGGCUCUUGCGAAAUUUAAAAGUCUAUAGAGCAGCCUGCUCUCGUACCAACCAAGAUGAAAUAGACGAUUUUGUUCAGCAGGAGUUGGAUGCUGCGUUAUCAAUCAUUAAAGAACUGGUUGAAGUCAAGAGUGCUCAUGAGAACGAAUUAGAAAAAAUUCGUAAUGACUACAGCACGUUGUAUUCCUAUCACGAUAAUCUCAAGGCAGAUAAUGACGAUUUGCAAGUCAAUAGAGACACAUUGCGUGACGAGCGAGAUGGGUUGGUUGCUGCCAUUGAACAGUCGAAUGCCGAUUUAAAAAGAGCCAAAAUUGCUGCCACUCAAUCCGUGUCCGAAUUGACCGUAGCCAAGACACAGCUUGCUGAUCGCGAAACUUAUAUCCAGUCGCUGGAACGACAACUACAACUAUCUACAGAGGUUCGCGUUCCUUGUGAAUUGACUAGCUCUGUGGCUCCUGUAGAUAAUGCAGUCAGCGAUUCAGCUGCCGAUAUGACAGCCGCUCAACAUGUAAUUUGGUCCCUUCAACAGGAACUGCAGGUCCUUCAAAAUGCAUACGAAACCAUGAAACAGCAGUCUGAAACAACAGAAGCUCGUCAAAUUUCUAAAGCAUCAGAAUGUGAGCAACUUUCUCAGCUCGUGUCUGUGUAUGAGGAAGAACGGCUGCAAUAUGAGACCAGGAUAGCUGAAUUAACCGAGAUACAGACUACUUCUCAGUUAGCAUCUAUGGUUGAAACUACCGAAGUUGAUUCGCCAAUUCAGAUGCAACUAAAGGCAGAUUUGUUGAAAACACAGGGAGAGCUGGAAUUAGUAAAACAGCAACUUGAAACUACUAGGCAGGAACACCAUGAAUUCAAACUUAUGGAUGACGAAAUCAAAACGGCCGAAAAGAAGCGAUUCAUGACAGAAAAUACUGUGUUGAAGCAAGAAAAUAAUGGCUUAUCAGCGAUUAUAGAAAGCAUGAAGGUUUCUGAAGCGAAAUUAGUUCAUGAUAACCAAAUGCUAGAAGCCAAACAGACUGGAUUGCAAAAUGAAAUUUCUAAUCUUCGGGACAAAUCUAUAUGUACACUGCAAAAAGACUCCACUAUUGCUCAGCUCACUCGCGAUCUCAAAUCUACUCUAAAAGAAUUAGAUAUAGUAAAACAUCAACUUGAAGAACAUGAGACUGAGUACAAGAAAGAGGCAGAAAAAGAAAUCAAGUUACUAACUGAACACCAAGAAGAGCUCAAGUCACAGUUUUUGGAUGUCCUGUCCAAAGCGUCAGAUGCCUACUCUGCGUUAUCAUCAGCAGAUUUAGCUAUACAGCAGCAUCCUCUUUUGGGUCGUGUACUUGAUCGAUUGAGUGAAAUUGAACAUGAAGGGCUGUCACUAACCUGGUUGUAA